AUGCGGUUCAAUCAAAAGAACGGGGGUACAAAUAAUGAACCGAUUCGGGUUUUAUCGCCGCUAAGCUCUUGCCUCCCGUCGCAGCAUCUCCGUCAGCCGUCGUCAUCAACAGUAAGGAUGGAUUCAGCGAUUAAGCACGCCGUGGUGGUGAAGGUGAUGGGAAGGACCGGAUCGAGGGGUCAGGUGACGCAGGUGCGAGUGAAGUUCACAGACUCUGACCGUUUCAUCAUGAGAAAUGUUAAAGGACCAGUGAGAGAAGGCGACAUUCUCACCUUGCUCGAGUCUGAGAGAGAAGCCAGGAGACUUCGUUGA
Messenger RNA from Microthlaspi erraticum, 312 nucleotides. NCBI's taxonomy places the organism in Eukaryota, Viridiplantae, Streptophyta, Magnoliopsida, Brassicales, Brassicaceae. The record is from the annotation of a GenBank genome assembly.